GACGAUGGCAAACGACGAUUGACGCGAGAAAAGCAAAAAUACAUUUUAUCUCCUGUGCCUGUGGUUCAUUUUAUUGAAUUUGUGCGGGCAGAUUCGGUGUUAUUGAUAGUGUUUCCUCCUGCGGGAAGAGUGCACGAGGCGUGUGUGAAAAUGGAUGAGUUCGCGCUGUGCUGGAACAACUUCCAGGACAAUAUUGCCACUGGUUUCCAGAAUCUCUUCGAUCGUGGCGACUUAGUGGACGUCUCUCUGGCUUGCGACGGCAAAAUUUUGCGUGCCCACAAGAUUGUCCUGGCCAUCUGCAGUCCCUACUUCCAGGAGAUGUUCAUCACCAACCCCUGCAAGCAUCCCAUCAUCAUCCUCAAGGAUGUGACUUACACGGUGAUGUCGGAACUGCUGCAGUUCAUGUAUCAGGGCGAGGUGAAUGUGAAGCACACCGAGCUGUCGUCGUUCAUGAAGAUCGCCGAGACGCUGCAGAUCAAGGGUCUCACGACGACGCAGAAGCCGUCGUCGGAGAGGCACAAUUCGGCGUCGCCCAAGGCGGCGGCCGACGGCCAAGCGGCGCAGGUGGCCGUGAGUGGCAGCAAUAACAAUGUGAUAGAGACGAAGAUCAACACGGGCGGGUAUCCGAAGGCGCUUGAGGCGGGCCAGAAGCGCUCGAUGGACUUCCCGGCGGACGGAUUCUCCAUCUAUCCGCGGAAGCAGAUGCGCACGCGGACGUCCGAGGGUCAGGACGAGGGUGAACUGCACUCAGCGGACUCCAUGGACCACAUGGCGGCCGAUGAGGUCUUCCUGCCGCCCAUUCCGCAGAUUUCCAUGGGUGAGCCGCGCUUCGACCUCAACAACGUGAAGCGGGAAAGUGUGGAGCCCAUCAACAGCACAGGUGGACCAAUGAGGUCCGUGCCUGGGCCGGGAUUCAAUCUAGAGUACAACAGCGGCGUGUAUUUGAACAAAAACAUUGAGUAUCCCAAUGAGCUGCACAUGGCCAACGAUUUCUCCAAAUCCAACAUUCACAUGGACAUUCCGGCGGGUAGCAACGUGAAGAUGCUGUCGACGACGAGUCUCCUGCACGGCAAUUGCAUUUUCAAUCGCAACAACACCGUGGCCACGCAGCAGGGCAUGAAGACGUACUGGCUGUGCAAGUCCUACCGGAUAACCAUGUGCCGUGCGCGGUGCAUCACGCACCAGGGCCGCGUGAUCUCCGCCACGGGCGUGCACAACCACCAGCCGCACAUGAAGGGCGCCGCGGCGGCGGGUGAGAUGAUGCCGGGCGCCGCGAGCAUGCGACUGGCGCAGGGCAUUGAGGCGUCGCCGGCGACGUCACAGCCGCAGAUGGCGAGUGUGUCGCCGCAGCAGCAGCAGAGCAUGAAUGCUCAGCAGAUGCACCAGCAGAACCACCAUCACCAGGCGCCGGCGCACCACCACCAGCCGCAUCCGAAUGUGAUGCACAACGUCCUGAGUCACAACAACCUCAUGCAGCUGACCAACAUGAGUCCCAUCAUCAAUCCCGGGCAACAGCAGCAGCAGCACCACGUGAAUGUCCAUCAGCAGGGCAUCCAUGGGCCGCCAGUGCACAACAGCGGCCACCAUCUGAGCCCCAACAAUGCGGCGCCGCCGCAGCAGCAGCGAGGCUCCGUGGUGCAGCACCAGCAGCCGCAAGAGGCGGCCAGUCUGCAUCACAGCGCCGCGCCAAGUAGUCAAGCCAUGCCCGUCACGCCCACGUCCGUUGCUGUGUCGCCGGCGGCCAGUCAGCAGCAGCCGACGCCGCCCAGCGAAGAGCCUUGCCAGCAGCACGACAUCCCCGUCUCCACGGCCGCCGGCCUCAUGUCGCCCGGCGGCGGGCAGGCGUUCAAGCUGGAGCACGGCAUGUAGGAUCAGGUGAAGGUGGAGCGAGAGGAGAAGGACUCUCCGCCUCACGGCGUCUGUACUUAAGUUUGCAAGGGAAAAGUUGUACAUCUUUUCACACUCAUUCGCAUCAUGAAGUCAUGCAUUUUGGGGGGGAAAUUUGGGGAUGUUUUCAAUAUUGAGAUGAACUAACAAUAAUAAUGAAUGCAUGCGUUUGUUGGGAAAUUAUUUGAUUUGAUUUGUUUUUGUGAAAUAUGAGAGUGAAACUGGGUUUAUUUUUAUACAAUCAUGCUUUUGCCCUUCGAUUUAAACCAUUUUCAGCUGAAAAUGGUGUUGAAAAGCCAAAAUUGGAACUAAUUUUGAUACGAAUUGCGCUCAAUUUGUCUUUUUCAACACAAUUUGGGGUGGAAAAUGCAUCAAAUUGAAUGGCAAUAGAGAUUGAUUAGGGAUUUAAAGAGUGACCUAAUCCGCUUAGAAUUUCAUUGAAAACAAAUAUAGAUUGUUAAACAAAGAAGUAACUUUGAAGUGAUCGAUAUUAAAAUAGGAAAAUUGUAUGUUUCAAGCUGUGAGGAAGAAAAUUCAAUCAUGUUUCACUGAUGUUUCACGUUCUUUUGCUGUCUUUUCGUCUGUUUUGUUAAGUUUUUGGUCAUUGAAAGUCCAUUUUGAGGAUCACAUAAUUGAUGUGUUUGGAUAAGAUGUACACCGUUUUCAAUGCAAUGUUUCUCCCUCGAUUGGGAAGAUAUUCAACAAAGUUCCAAGUCUAGUGUUUGGCAGUUAAGAUGCAAAAAGGGUAGCAAAAAAUUUGGGGGGAUGAAAAGUAGAUGAAAAAUCAUCAUUAAGCAAGCUAUAUGUAUAUGUUCAUUUAGAUUUCAUAAUUGUACAUGUAUUUUUGUGUAUUUUGUGUAUAAAAUGCGCUGAGGAAAUUGUGUUAAAGAGGCGGAGAAAUACCAAAUUGUGUGUCAUAAGGUGGAAAACAAGAAAGAGGGAGAGAAAGAGAGAGAGAGAGAGAGAGAGAGAGAGAGAGCGAGUGUUGCUGAGAAUGUUUUUUUAAUGCAUUACUUAAGGCAGAUUCUUCAUUAUUUGUGUGAUAUAUUUAAAGAGAAAAUAUUCAGAAUUGAGAUCUUUUGCGGAUCUCUUGGAUGAUUUUAGGAGUCAUGCUGAGCGUACUUUCCCUAUAUUUCCUAUAGAUAGACCAGUUUUUUUUGAUAAAUUAAUUUUCACAUUUGAGUGCAGAAGACGGAGAAAUAUAGACUAAAAUUAACACGCACCCUCUUUGCCUUCUGUUCUUCGUCCCGCUCGCGAUUCCCCGCUUCAGUCUCGCCCGGCGACAAGUGGUUCCACGGGAAGCUGGAGUUCAUGCUGAGUCAACGAGGGAAGCCGCUUCUCGUGCACGACGGCUACACGUUCGGCAUUCAGUACAUACGCA
Messenger RNA from Phlebotomus argentipes, 3268 nucleotides. RefSeq lists its product as uncharacterized. Gene Ontology annotation, biological process: regulation of transcription by RNA polymerase II. Gene Ontology annotation, molecular function: protein binding. NCBI's taxonomy places the organism in Eukaryota, Metazoa, Arthropoda, Insecta, Diptera, Psychodidae. Bases 151 to 1869 code for a protein of 572 amino acids. The record is from RefSeq and is a predicted model, not a curated record. Gene Ontology annotation, cellular component: nucleus. The transcript is spliced from 3 exons.